AUGCACAUCUCCACCCCCUUUACCCGCCUUCUCUCCCUCCGCACACCCCUAAUCCUCGCACCAAUGAACUUCACCUCCUCACCCUCUCUAACAAUCUCCUCCUCUCAAGCCGGUGCAUUCCCCAUCUGGGCACUAGACCCCCGUCUUCCUUUCCCCGAAUUCCUCGCCCAGCUCUCCCUUGUCCGCUCGCGACUCGCACCCGGAACAGGAACGGGAACGGGAAACCCGACCUCCCCGUUCCAAGUAGGCGUAGCAGCCCUAGGGUGGAUGCUAGACUCCCCCUCUCCAAUAAAGAAGAUGCUCGAGCACUGUAUCCUCUCCCCACCGGGCGUAGCCGCCGUCUGGCUCUCCUUCGGCCUGAACCUAGAAGCCCAAGUCGCCCGUAUCCGAGCCCUCGACGCCGAGCGCUCCGACGGCCGGCGCACGCUCGUCUUCCUGCAAGUUGGCACUCUGCAGCAAGCGCUCGAAGCAGCUGCUUGGGGAGUAGAAGUGCUCGUUGCGCAGGGGAACGAGGCUGGCGGGCAUAGCUGGGCCAGCGCGCCGAGUACUUCUGCACUUGUGGGGCAUAUCCUCGCUGCUCUGCCCGGCGAGGCAGGGAGGGGAAGACCAUACGUCCUCGCUGCUGGCGGAGUGGGGGAUGGGAAGCAGGUAGCGGCUUACCUUACCCUAGGAGCUGAGGGGGUCGUCGUUGGUACAUUACUCGCAGCGGCAGAAGAAAGCCUUUUCCCCGAGGAGAACAAGGCUGCGCUCGUCGCUGCCCAAUCUGGGGAAGAAGCCCUGCGCACCCAGUUGUGGGAUAAGGUGCAGGGACGGCCUUGGCCAGAAGGGGUUACGGGGGGUGCGCUGAGGAAUAAGUUGUUGGACGAUGAGGGGGAGGGAGUGGGACUGGAGGAGUUGAGGCGGAGGACAAGGGAGGAGGAGGGGAGGAGGAUCGUCUGGGCUGGACAGGGGGUUGGGGGGGUCAAGGCUGUGAGACCUGCUAAGGAGAUUAUUGACCAGCUGCAGAGGGAGACUGUGGUUGCGUUACAGAAAGUGGGGACGCUGCUGGAGGAUGAUCAUGAUUCGGAGGAACAAGCGAAAUUGUAA
Dacryopinax primogenitus is the source of this 1086-nucleotide messenger RNA. Its product is annotated as inosine monophosphate dehydrogenase. NCBI's taxonomy places the organism in Eukaryota, Fungi, Basidiomycota, Dacrymycetes, Dacrymycetales, Dacrymycetaceae. Gene Ontology annotation, molecular function: nitronate monooxygenase activity. The transcript is spliced from 2 exons. The coding region runs from base 1 to 1086 and encodes 361 amino acids. The record is from RefSeq and is a predicted model, not a curated record.